CUCGAGGGCCCCGCCCCCCUCCCCCUACGCGCCGCCGCCCGCCCCCGCGCCGCCCACGCCCAGCUCGGGGGCCAGGGGGCAGAGAUGGCGCAGAGGUCGAACGACUCCGUGCAGAGGGUGGAACCCGUGGACUUUGGCGGUCUAGCAGUCUCAACGGCCAAGAGCGUGGUGAAGAAUCGGCCGGUGUCCGUCUCUUUGUGGGCACUGGGAUUGCUUCUCGCCGCGUUCGCGAACGGGUUCGCCGUCAGUAAGGACACCCAGGAGCGGUACGAGAUCACUCUCAGAGCGGCCGAGAAGGUGGACAGGAAAGAGUUGAACGAGGCCAUGAUCGAGAUGAGUCACGCGGAAAGGCGCUACUACAAUUCCAAGGGGUGGUUCUCCUGCGACAGGACGUGCGAGCGGAACAGGGACAGCUACAAUAUGGCCACGAGCAGGAUGCAGCAGGUGAAGGGCAAGCGCGACCAGAUCAUGUCCGAGGCCAGGAGCGAGGUGGGCAUCUGGUCCACCUUCGGCGUGGCCGAGGUGCGCGCGGCCUUCUGGAGCGCGUGGCAAUCUGGCAAGGACUGGGCCGCCCGGGACAAUGUACGAUGCGAUAUUCAUGGCUGUGGGGGGUAG
Messenger RNA from Prorocentrum cordatum, 615 nucleotides. Lineage: Eukaryota; Dinophyceae; Prorocentrales; Prorocentraceae. The record is from the annotation of a GenBank genome assembly.